CAAGUUAGUGCAUGGAAGAGGCUCUCAAAACGACCUGCCUAGAGAGAACGUAAGAAUGUCACCCUCCAGCAUGGCAGCCAGGUGAGCGAAUCGCGGAGAACUUCCCGCUCGAGUGAUGCACGGCGGACGGACGCUGCAGCUUGCAUGGCUGACGUGUUCGUUUCUGGUCCGAGAUAAACUCGCGCAAAGCUGUCGUGCUUGCGGGAAAAGGCUUUUCGCCAGCUCGUCUCCUAGUACUGUACAGUAGCAGCUAUCUUCUCUCCUGAAAACUGUAGUGUGGAACAGCAGUGGGCCAGCAUUCCCAGCUUCAACUUGAAGCUGUCGUUACUAGAGAGUGCGGCUCGACAUGUUUCUUCAUCAUGGCGUUUUGCCGUCUUUCCCCAACACUGUUACCCAAACGUUCGACGCCAUUGAUUGGUGGCCGCAUAAGAGAGCUGCUUCCGUUGAUGGAUAGACGGUCCACAUCCAAUGAAUGGAUGCCAUGGUUGCCAUGGCUGCUCCAACGUCUCUGCUGCAUGCUUGCCUGUUCGUUAGGCAGAAGAGCUGUUUUUUUCGUCUCGAGGGGCCCUCGCAUGGCGUUGCCAUUCAUCAGUCUCUACCCGGCGGAAGUACGCUGCUGUCAGUACAGUAUGGAUCCGCGAGCUUUACUGGGGAAAGACAGCCGAAAUGACGCUGACGGAGGGUGGCUGCUUCGUCUUCGCAUCCAGCGGCAGGCAUCCUCCCAGAACUCCGUCCCUCCACUCCAUCCCUCUCCCUGUCCGUCUGUCACGGACGGACACAGUGUCCACCAUCUCCAAGGUUUGCACAGCCCGGGGCUCCCGGCUCCCAGACUAGGGAGGGCGAUGACCGCUCGUCAGCACAUCAUACCAGCACUGACUGACUCAGUCACGCCCUUGGGAAGCUGGUGUGAGAUUGUUGAGCCACGAAGCCUCCCUUUAGAAGCCGCUCUUCAGAAGCCUCUCUUAAAAGCCUCUUAUCUGAGAUCUGAGAUCGGCUUACUGAUUCCGCGUACUACGGAACGGCUAAACUAGCAGUACGUCAAGUACUUCAACUGUACUUAACUAUUAGUACCGCUAGCGUGGCUGCUGCUGUACCGGGUAGAUUCCGUCGAUCUCUAGGUAACGUGCCACCCGUUCGCCGGGCCGACACCACCUAGUUCUGCUACUGAUGGCCGAGGCGCUCGUGCUUUUCGAAUCUCCGGCUCACAACAAAAUACUCCGCGCCACCAGUCGUGCCCCCCCCCCGCCAGCAGCAGCAGCGGCGGUGCUGGCGGAGAGUCGAGGCCACGUGGAGAGCCCCCAGCAGCCUCCAGCCGUGGGUCCCUCACCAUCAAGGCCUAGCAGCGACCUGCAGGGGUCUCAGCAGCGCGGGUCGACGCAGCUCAGGUGCCACGUGGCGAGUCCCUGGCGGCCUCCAGCCAUAUCCUCACCCUCAGGGCCUAGCAGCGACCAGCAGGGGUCUCAGCAGCGCGAGAUCGCGGCUUGGCCUGGUAGCAGUAAGCAGCAGAGGUCUCAGGGGCGCAAGUCAAGGCAGCUCACGUGCCACGUGGAGAGCCCCCGGCCUCCAACUGCCACGCUGGCCGAGGAAUCUCCAAGGAGCCUCCAGCCUCCAGAUCCGGAAGCUUCGAAGAGUGUUCGUCUGCACCACCGCAGGGCCAAAAGCGGGAGCAUCUGCUACGACAGCCACGUCAGCAGCCACGUCAGCAGCCCCAGCAGCAGCAGCAACUUGUGCCUAGACCCGCCUAUACGCGCUGCACCACGUGGCACGAGCAGUUGGCAGUUCAAAACACCUCCCAGUCCUACCGGUGUUGCUGACGUGGCACCUGCCAUCAUGAUGACGGAGUGCCCGUUGACAGCUCCUGCUACAGCUCAGGCCGCUUCUGGACAGGGGAAGGGGAAUGGCAGCUCCCUGAACGGUCACAGCAGCCCUCGAUAUAAUCACACCCGGCAAUGCGGACAGGACAGCCCUCGAGACUGCCGCGCUUCUGGCGCUGGCAGCAUUGCCCCGCUGUUCCCGUCAGCUGGCAGCGAACCGUCGCCAUGUGGCGUGCUGAAAAGGAGUCCACGUGGACUCCCUCCCAGCAGGAGCAGCCCCAGCAGCAACAAUGCUGGUAGCAGUAGGGCUGCUAGUAAUAUUGGUAACUUCAGCUCGUCUGUUACCAGCAAGAGCAUGGUUACAACUGCUGACUCACAUCCAUUGUCAUUUGCCCCUGAACUCUCUCCGGACGACUCGGACGAGGUUUGGGGGCCACGGUUUGGAGCCUCGGUACCCUUAGUACGGUCCCCAGCCUCCGAACCUGGCUGGUCUGGGCGGUUUGCUCCAGUGGACCUGGACGAAUGGGGCUCUGCCACGUAUGCUGCUCGGUCUACUCACGGCGUGGGUGUGGCCGAUCCAUUUGGUGUUUGUGACGGCAAGUUUGGGAGCGGCAUUGCUGCUGACAGUGAUCCUGCCGAGGGCGAACUGCAGCGGUUCUGCAGCGUGGGGCACCAUCCUGCUUGUAGGAACCGUGGCUGGGGUGACCCGCACAGCGCUGUCUCUGCUCUGCACGUCCCGCUCUCUGCGCCGCACUGCUCUGCUCCUCCUCCUCCUUUGCACCACCGCAGCUCAGCCAUGAGGCAGCAGCAGCAGCAGCAGCAGCAGCAGCAGCAGCGUGCGGUUCACAGGAGAUCGCACUCCCACGGCACUGCAUUGUCACGCGCAGACAGCUCCGCUGCAUCCCAAGCGCUCACAAGUCACCCGGGUCACCCAGCUUCGUCCCCAUCCGUCACCUCGCUUCAUGGCCGAGGCCGCAGCAAGGCGCUGAAGCACCCGCCUCUCCUUCAGGGAGAGCAGAAGGGGCAGGGGGGGCAGGGGGAACAGAGGCAGCAGAAGGAGCAGAAGAAGCUGAAAGCUGUCAUGCGCAGCCAUGCUGCAAGCAUGAAGCGCCAUGCCGCCAGUGCCCAGCUGGGAAGCAGCUGGACUGGCAGCAACAACAGAGGAAGCUCCUCCCCUGUGAGCAGUGCAGUAGUGGGUAACAGCGGCACUGCGGACAGCAACCUAGGCAGCUCUAGGGCUACAGCGCGCGCGGCUUUGAGCAACAAUAAAGGAAGCUUCUCUGCCAGCAGCCCAGGAGUGGGUAACGGCGGGACUGCAGGCAGCAUCCUAGAGAGCUGUGGUGCUACAGUGUGCCCGGCUUUGUGUGAAGGCACUAACUUUCCUGCUACAGAGUGGGGUGUGCAGAUCAGUGGUUCUGGCACCAGUAGCAGCAGCAUCACCAGUUGGAGUAAAAGCAGCGUCCGUCAGACCAAGAGCAGCAGCAGCACUCAGAGCACCAGCAACAGUAUCUCUGAGAAGGGAGGGGGAGAAGAGAGGAAGGGGAUGGAGAGGAAUGGGAUGGAGAGAAAUGGGAUGGAGAGGAAUGGGAUGGAGAGGAAUGGGAUGGAGAGGAAUGGGAUGGAGAGAAAUGGGAUGGAGAGGAAUGGGAUGGAGAGGAAUGGGAUGGAGAGAAACGGGAUGGAGAGGAAUGGGAUGGAGAGGAAUGGGAUGGAGAGGAAUGGGAUGGAGAGAAAUGGGAUGGAGAGGAAUGGGAUGGAGAGAAAUGGGAUGGAGAGGAAUGGGAUGGAGAGAAAUGGGAUGGAGAGGAAUGGGAUGGAGAGGAAUGGGAUGGAGAGAAAUGGGAUGGAGAGGAAUGGGAUGGAGAGGAAUGGGAUGGAGAGGAAUGGGAUGGAGAGGAAUGGGAUGGAGAGGAAGGAGAGGAGGGAUGAGAGGAAGGCGAGGAUGGCAAUGCAAGAGGGGAUACAGAAGGAAACAGCGAGGAAAGAGGGGAACCCUAGGAGUAGCUUGACUCUAAGAAGCAGCCUUACUUUGGCGAGCAGCGUCAGCGCGAGCAUCCGAACGAGCAUCAGCAGCAGCCUUGCUGGCCGGUGGAGCCAACGACUCAGGAGGAGCACCAGCAGCGGGAAUAGCAGCGGGAGGGGCAGCAGGAGAAGCAGCGGGAGGGGCAGCAGCACCCAAACACGAGGUUCGGCAGGUGAGAUGUGUGAGGCACAAGGCAGUGAGAAGGCGAGUGAAUUUGGGAGUGGCCGGGGGAGUGGACAAGGGAGUGGACAGGGAAGAGAGGGCAGGUCCUGGAGGAGGAGCAACAGCUUCGGCCUCAGCAGCAUCGCCAGCAGCAUCAGCAGCGGAUUCCCGUGGCACUCAACUGAUAGCGACAGCGCCGUAACGCCUGGCAGCGUCACUAGCAGUGGUACCGAUGUUACCAGUGGUACAGGUGUUACCAAUGGUGCCAACACAGGCACCGGUGCUUUUGCCUCCGAGUCUCGACCACCCCGGGCCAGGAGGUCCCAGAGCUGGGUGAGGGUGCGGCAGCAGCCCCGCAAUCCGUGGGAGGCAGAAGGCAUUGAUUACAGCUCCAAGGGGAAUAGUGCUGAGAAGGGUGUGAAACUUGAUGGCCAGUCAACGGAGUCAAAGGGGUCAGUGGGGUCAAUGGGGUCAAAGGAUGACCCAAGGACGGGAGGCAAGAGCAGUAGGCAAGGCCAUGACCUUCAUUCGGCUGAGGUGGCAGAGGGCAUGGCGUGCUCUUUUCAUCAUCAGCCGCACCUGGAAACACGCCAGGCAAGGUGCUCUCAUAGGGAUGAUACUCUACAAGGGCAUGGCAGUGGGAAUGGGCAUGGGAAUGGGAAUGGCCAUAGGCAUGGAAGCGGGUACCAGCAGGCAAGCAGGUGGACCUUGAAACAAUCACACAGGUUUUUGAGCCGGUUGAGAAAGGAAGUAACGUUCAAGGGAGAAGUUGAGCACAUCUUGUAGCCGUGAAAGGUUUUCGAGACCAGACAGCAAGCGAAAGGCUCAGAGAUGCACACAGAUAUCUCUGUGGAUUUCAUUUGUUUCCGCUUAGGGUCCCAACCUGUAUGCAACCUGCCUAUUAUAUGGAUGGAGCUUGUUUGAUUUCAUUCUACAC
This is a messenger RNA of Closterium sp. NIES-67, 4936 nucleotides long. NCBI's taxonomy places the organism in Eukaryota, Viridiplantae, Streptophyta, Zygnematophyceae, Desmidiales, Closteriaceae. The record is from the annotation of a GenBank genome assembly.